UCAGAUGGCGCUGAAAAUCGUGCUUUUUUUUUUCUCUAGAAAAGAAAUUUGUUGAGUUUCUAUACUUGUCACUUGUCAUUGCCUGGUAAUUGUAUAUUAGUAUAUUGUAUUGCGUUUUCUGUUCAUUGUGCUGUAGAAUUGUCUCGGUAAGGAGCAAUACAAAGAAAGACGUGUUAUGUGACAUUUUAUGCGUCGGACGCGUGCAUUUGCGAUUUGCGAUAAAUGGCUAACUCGCAGGACGUAAUCGACUGGGAAGAUCUGAGGAAACAAGCGAGACAUCUGGAAAACGAAAUUGAUGCAAAGUUAGUGGCAUUCAGUAAAUUGGGUAUAAAUACAAGUGCUAGACAUGUUAACGCAGAUGAGAUUCCUCUUCUGGAUGAGGAACAAGUAUUUGAGAACAUGGCAUCAGAGAUAGAGACACUACUUUCCAAAUUACUGUUCAUAAAUGAGAGGAUGAGCGAAUUACAACCAAAUGGAGCAGCUAUGUUGCAUACAAUGCAACGUCAUAAAGAGAUAUUGAAAGAUUAUAAACUGGAAUUUAACAAGAUUAGAAAUAAUUUUAUAGCUAGGAAAGAUCGCGAGGAUCUGCUAGGCAGCGUUCGUAAAGAAAUAGACAACUAUAAAAGUGCGAGUGGAUUGAAUCGGCGUGAAAUGUACCUCAAAGAAAACCAGCAUAUUCACGACUCCGAUCGAUUGAUCAAUGAUCAAAUAAGCAUAGCCAUGGAGACGCGAGAUCAUCUGAUGUCUCAGAGACAGGCGUUUAAACGUAUACGAACCAAAUUCAAUGAUAUCUCCAAUCGAUUUCCAGCAGUGAACAGUUUACUGCAAAGGAUAAAUUUACGUAAGAGAAGAGAUUCCGUUAUACUCGGCCUCGUUAUCGGAGUUUGCACAUUCUUGAUGCUUUUAUAUGCGUUUCAUUAGACAAGUUCAUACGGACAUCAAAAAAACCUUCCAUUGCCUCCAGGUAACAAUUAUCUCAGUGGAAUAUACAUACAUGUAACAAUCAUUUCAGUGGGAAUAUACAUAUACUUUAAGAGGUAUUAUUGAAUUUAAUAAAUAUGUGGGAAUCUUAGUAUAUAUAGAGUAUGCAAUUGUAUAUCGCGAAAAAGUAUAAAACCAGCGUGCGAAGAAAGUUCAUGUGUAUAGUUUUUUUAUACUGAAGUGUGCAAAACAUGGAAUAUGCGAUACAAGUAGAACUCUAAUCUAUAUUCGACACAUUAAGCUAAUAAAUGUUAAAAUAUGUAAUCUUUGUUCUUAAUUGCACUUUUUAAUUAUUUAGAUUUAGUUACUUUAUCGAUUUUCUUUAAAUAGGAAAAAGAUGCACUAUCAUGCUUUAUUUACAUCUUUUUUGACGAUUAACUUUUUUUCUUUAUGAAAAACUAGGACUACCUUCAAUAAAGUGACUUGUACAAUUUGCAAUAAAAUUAUUAUAUUUCAUAUCUAUAUAAACCAAUAUUUUCUUUUACUCUGCACAUUGUGUAACACAUCUUUGAAGAACAAAAGAGAAUCAAAAUUAUCACAACAGGGUUUUCGUAAAAGGAAAAUUGCAUAUGUUGAUCGAUUUAACGAUAUAGAAUAGUCACCUUAAAAAAAAAAAUUUUUUCAGACAUGAAAGAUGGAUAUCAUUUUGAAUAAGAAUUAUUGGUUUUACGUACACAGAAACAUUUAUACAUAUGCAUAUAUACACGUAGCACACUCAUUCGAUUUGUCAUCCAUGAAAGGAAACACAGCACAUUACAAAAAGAAUAAUUAUUUUACUAGAAAGCGCGACGCCUGUUUCCACGUAUACUAGAUACCACAUUUAUAAAUCGCGCCUGCAAAGAUAGGAACUCAAGCGAGAUAAUUGUAAAAAAUGUCAAAUACAAAACAGUAUCUCUUCUACGUCCUACAAAAAAAGUUUUGUUUUACAAUCUUCAAUAUGUACAUUUCGCAUUUAAUUUUAUUAGCAUAUAAUCACGUCGUAAAGUUUCGCUGCCGAAUUCAUUAUCAUCUAUAUCGACAAUCGCAUCUUCGAAUCGAGCUCUGAAUUGAAUGACAUGAUUAACAUUUUCAAAUAACACAUCUAACUCUAUGAUCUCGAUAUUUUGUUAAAGUAAUGUAAUAUAAUAAUUAAUAUCACGUAUUACAAAUACUUGAUAACGGCUAAAGGAAUUAAACCUAUGAUAUAAAUGUCGCUAAAAUAUUGCAUUCUCCUUUUCUUUUAAUUAUCGCGAAAAAAAAUUAUCAUAGAUCAAGGGGAUGUAUAUUAUAAUAUUUUAUAUAUAGAUAUAUACAUAUAUAUAUACAUAUACAGAUACAUAUAAAAUAUUGUACGAUCAAAUGUAUAUUACUUUUCUUUUUAGCUUCCUUAUAGAUGCAAUAUGUAGUUAUCUGUAUAGAUAUAAGUUUCUAUUGUUGCAUAUUACGGCGAGAAACCGUGGAAACAGGUGAAUGACGAUGAAUAUCUCGUUCUCUCAUCAGACUCAGUAUUAUGCGCCUACGCUCUUAAAAAUUAGAUCACUAAAAUGAGAAUUCUAAUCACAAAUUGAUUCUAACAACUGUUUCGACACAACUCUACGCUCUAAAAGUAUGCAUCUUGUAGUUCUAUCAUAUUAUUAGAGAAGGUGGAUAUAUCGCGAGGCCUAUAUCAUUACUAGUUCUUCCUCGAAACUUCGCAUUUGUUCAAAACUUAUUCAGACGUACAAACAGACAUCUACAUACAUUCAGUGUACAUACAGGCCGCACUGGUUACUAGUAUAUGCAUUUAAAUGUAAAUAUAUCGGCUGCAUACGUUACUUCGAUCUAAUUCUUUUUCUUUUUUUUCCCCUUUGUUUUAAGGCUAACUAGUUAUAGGUAGAGAUCGUCGAGAGACGAGGCAUCGUCUUGAACAAUUUCUGAAAAUAUCUCGUUAAAGCUACGCUAUCAAUUAAAAUAUACAGCAUCGCAGAAGUAUCGUACAUCUUUACGUUUUAUUUCAAGUUCGGUAAAUUUCAGUAAAAUUUCACACGAAAAAAUAUAUAAAAUCAAAAGUUCAAACAAAGGAAAAAGUACUCAAUUUGUCUAUAUUAGAAAAAUAAAAUUUUAUAUUUUGUG
Messenger RNA from Formica exsecta, 3072 nucleotides. It is a transcript of the gene Gos28, whose product is annotated as Golgi SNAP receptor complex member 1. Bases 223 to 921 code for a protein of 232 amino acids. Gene Ontology annotation, biological process: endoplasmic reticulum to Golgi vesicle-mediated transport; vesicle fusion. The record is from RefSeq and is a predicted model, not a curated record. Lineage: Eukaryota; Metazoa; Arthropoda; Insecta; Hymenoptera; Formicidae. Gene Ontology annotation, cellular component: Golgi membrane; cis-Golgi network; SNARE complex. Gene Ontology annotation, molecular function: SNAP receptor activity. The transcript is spliced from 5 exons.